AUGCCCGGCAUACCUUCCAAGCCUAACAAUAUACCUUUGGCAUCAUCACUGCCAAAAGUCAGCUUCCGCAAAGUACCACCAGAUGAAGCUUUGCUCUUCUCCAUUCCACCCGGCAUCGUUGACCCCCAUGCCCUUCCAUUCGGCUACCACGACGGCUCAGAGUUCGACAAGCCCGACCACUACAUUCGCUACCUCGAGCCUAUCGAGGGCGAGCUCAAGAAGCAAGUCGAAUAUGACAUGGACGAGCAGGAUCAGGAGUGGCUUGAUGCGCUCAACUACGACCGCCGCAAAGAGGGCCUCGAUACCAUCUCUUACGAGAUCUUUGAAAUCAUCUUUGAUCAGCUUGAGAAGGAAUGGUUCGGCCUCAUGAAACGUGUUCCGCCCAAAGCACGCCAUAGUGCAGGUGCAGAUGCUGCUGGUGCAGAUGACCAAGACGCCGACUCGGAAGAUGGCGAGGAUAGCAAGUGUGCCAUCUGCGACGAUGGCGAGUGCGAGAAUUCCAACGCUAUUGUCUUCUGCGACGGCUGCAACCUCGCCGUCCAUCAGGAUUGCUAUGGGAUCCCAUACAUCCCCGAAGGUCAAUGGCUCUGUCGUAAAUGCACUGUCUCGCCUGACCGUGCCGUCUCUUGCAUCCUCUGCCCGCACGAAGGAGGAGCUUUCAAACAGACCACCACAGGCAAGUGGGCACAUCUGCUCUGUGCCAUGUGGAUUCCAGAAACAGGCGUCAGUAACCCGGUCUACAUGGAGCCAAUCGACAGCAUCGAACGCAUCCCAAAAGCGAGAUGGAAGCUGCAGUGUUACCUUUGCAGAUACAGGAUGGGCGCUUGCAUCCAGUGCGACAAUCGUUCUUGUUUCACUGCCUUUCACGUCACCUGUGCUCGCCAAGCAGGUCUUCUGUUUCGAACAGUACGCACGCGAAUGGCGCAUCACCUCUACGAGGAUUUGGACAACAGCGAUGAUGAAGGCGCCGAAGUACUCCGUGCAUGCUGCCAUCGUCAUAUGCCCGCCGACAUGCGCGAUCAGUUCAAGAUCGACUUCAGCAGGCCCGGUGCCCUCGACGACGACCGAUCCGAGACCCACUAUCGCGCAUCUCCCUUCGCACGCACGAGAGAGCACUCGGUCGAGUCCGGCUUUGGUGCACCUUUGAUCUCGGUUAGUCGUCGUAGCUCCAUUGUCGGUGCUCCCGAGGGUGCUGCUGCAUCCAACAAUGAUGCAAGAAGCUCGUCCAAAUCGGCUCGCGCGUACAAGAAAAGCUUCAAGCCUGGUCCGCCUCUGGUACCCGCAUACAUCGCCAAUCGCGUGCUCGAGUACAUCACCAAGAUCCAUCUUCGCAAGAAGACAACGGCAGUCCAGCUCAUUGCGAGGUAUUGGUCUCUCAAGCGAGAAGCACGUCGAGGCGCUCCUCUGCUCAAGCGUCUGCAUCUCGAGCCUUGGACCGCCUCUUCAUCCAACAAAGAGCAGACCGAGGCACAAAAGGCCAAAAAGCUCCACUUUCUCCGCAGCAUUCGUGGAGAUCUGGAACGAGUCCGUAUGCUCGUCGAGCAAGUCCGCAAGCGCGAGAAGGAGAAGUUGCGACAAGCGCAAGAGAUCCGCAACUCGCUCGUAGAGCCUGUCUUCUUCCCAUUCCAUGCAGACUUGCGAGCGGCUAUCUCCAAGUUUGAAGCCGUCGAUCGAUACGGCUUCUUUGCACAACCGGUCUCCAAAGUCGAUGUGCCGGAUUACUAUGACAUCGUCAAAGAGCCGAUGGAUUGGAGUGCAAUCAAGGACAAGAUUGCCAAUAAGGUCUACGACUCAGUUGAGGAGAUGCGACAGGAUGUGCUCAAGAUUGCUACCAACGCCAUGACAUACAACAAGGCAGAUACCCCUUAUCAUAAGGCCGCCACCAAGGUUCUCAAGAUGAUACCCGACCUCUUCAAGCACUUGGCCGCAAUCGAGUCGUCCCACCUUCACGUACAGCAGGACAAAGUGCAAAGACAGUCGAAGGAAGCACAGCAGCAAGAUGAGGACGCAGAUGGCGAGACGCAAGUGCAGACAAGUUCGGUAGUGUUGAGCGGUGAAACACCACGACUGCUGCUCGAGUUGGGACUUGAGCCUCCAUCGGAUCUGAUCUCUUUAUUGCAGAAUUACAGCAAGAUGGAGGAUGAGGAACAGCUGGACAUACGACAGCAAGCGUACGAUCCAUAUCCCUUGCCGCCGUCUGUUCAUCUCAAAGGGGAGGAAGAUGGGCAGGCGGUAGGAGAAGGAGCAGAAGAGAGGGCUGCUCAGCCGGCCAGCAGUCGCAAGAGGCUAGCCAUGCCGGUGGUCAACUUGAUGGAAGACUUUGUGCAACAGAUCUAUGUUCCACCGCCGCCGCCAGCUUCCACACCUGCUUCGCCACCAGGAAAGGCGAAGGAGCAAGCUUCAAAUGCAGCAGGCGUGGCAGGAUCACCACAGAAGGCGCAAAAGACAGCACGCAAACGCAAGACGUUGGAUGCACCACCACAUGAACCGGCAGAAAGAAGGAGCAUACGUCGAUCUGCAGCGGCAGAUGCUUUGCCUGAACCCAAAGCUUCGACUGCGACAGUUGAGCCAGUCGCUGCUACACCAGUACGCAUUACUCGACGUGCGCAAAGUCAUGUCUCCACCAUAUCUACCGCAUCUGGACCCACAGCUGAAGCGGACGGGACUGAUGCAAAGUCAGGUGCAAAGCCGCCACAGUCGACAGCAAUGUCCAAAUCGCUUUCGACACCAGCAGCCGCCAAGCCAAAAGAUGGAGUGCAGCUCAAGGAAGAUGUUGGCGCACAUGAUUCUUUCCUUCUCUUCAAUACCGGUUGGGUUCUUCCGCCAGGCUCCAAGCGUCAUCGCAAUGCGGCUGCGAGACCAGAGAUGAUCGGACAACGACCACGCAAGGUCUCUGCUCCCGAGUCGCCUGGCCCUUCUGCCGUAGCAGCAGCAGCAGCAACAGCAAGCCUGGCGGUAGAACAGCAAGCGACGCCUUCGACACCACAGCAACGACCAAGAUCUCGUACUGUGCCCUCGUCCAAUUCGCGUCCGAGAUCGACGUCGUCCAUGAAGGGGAAGCAGCCGCAGAGCAGUGCACGCAAAGCGUCACGGGUGACGAGGCAGGUGAAGGAUGAAGGUCAAGAAGGUGGAGAGGGUGGAGAGACUACGGGUAGCUCUCCGUUGACGUCGGAUGACGAAGGUGACAAGCCUGUGAAGGCUGAAGCAGACGCAGAAGAAGCGGAGGGAAUAAACGGCAAUGGCAAUGGAAGAGAGCCAAGGUCGUCGAAACGGGCACGAGAGCGUGAAGCGAGCCAAGGAUCCGAAAGCAAAUCAGAAGCAGAAGCUCGGGACACGCCCUCUGCUCUUCUCCGACGCAGCGCUCGUGUGCGCACAGCGUCGGCUGAGCCACCGACUUGGCCGUCGAAUGCCAAGCGUCCACGUCUCAACCCAUCGCCAUCAUCCUCAUCUUCUAUCGGCCAUGAAGCGGACUUUGGCUCAAGUCCUCCAGCCAAUGGCACCAAAGUAUGGGCCAAAGUCGACACGUUCCCUUACUUCCCCGCCGUAGCUUACACCGACGAAAAGCUCAUCCCGGGAGACAUUCUCCGCAAACGUCCCGACAUGGAAGACGUCGUAGCAGUCGAAUUCUACGGUAGGCCCAAAACUUGGGGUUGGGUCGCUCGUACCAAACUCGCACACCUCUUCGCCGAUGAGUCGAUCGAUGAGAAAUACCUCAGACUAGCAGCAAAGAAAGGUCGGACGAAACAAGUGAAAGAAGCGUACGAAGAUGCAUUAUCCCGCACCUAA
Ustilago hordei is the source of this 3786-nucleotide messenger RNA. RefSeq lists its product as uncharacterized. Gene Ontology annotation, biological process: regulation of transcription by RNA polymerase II. Lineage: Eukaryota; Fungi; Basidiomycota; Ustilaginomycetes; Ustilaginales; Ustilaginaceae. Gene Ontology annotation, molecular function: protein binding. The transcript has a single exon. Bases 1 to 3786 code for a protein of 1261 amino acids. Gene Ontology annotation, cellular component: MOZ/MORF histone acetyltransferase complex. The record is from RefSeq and is a predicted model, not a curated record.